CGUGCAACCUAGCGCACCGUAUACCCACCCACCAAAAAGCCUCCUAGGCUCGAUCGAACCUUCCUCAUUCUAUCGCCACCUCCUCUAAGCUCUGUCUCCGUCUCUCUCCCCUCCGUCGCCACCUAGGGCACUGUAUUCCCUAAUCUUAAUUUCCUCAACCCCAAAUCUCUCUGCAGCCUGCAACUGACGAGGAUUUUUGUUAUCUGAGACAUGGAUAAGGACCUCCCCAAUAUAAAGAGAUGGGUUGUGAUAUAUCCUGUUUAUAUUAAUUCAAAGAAAACCGUAGCUGAAGGGAGACGAAUAAGUGUCGAGAAAGCGUGUGAGAGUCCUACUUGCGCUGAAAUCGGUGAUUGCUGCAGCCAUUUCAAGCUCCCAUUUGCAAUUGAGAUAGAUAAGGCUUAUCCGCGGGAUUUUAUGCAAAUAGGGAGAGUGAGGGUCUUGCUGAAAAGGGAAGAUGGAACUCCAUUUAAUCCAGCCAUUACAACCAGGAAACAGCUGAUGCUCAAAGUUGCCGAGUUGGUUCCUAGACAUCCUGGCAGGACUAAGAAGCAGGAGCCUGCUGCAUCCGCAUCAACUGCUGGACCGUCCAAAUCUGGGAAACAUGGAAAGAAGAAGAGAUAGCUCCAGAGUCUCACAAAUCACUCAUAACUUUCCCUUUGACAUUAAACUCUACUGGAAUGCAAAGGCUCCCAUUUAACAGGAUCCUAAUUUUCAAUCAGUCGCAACUCAUUGCCAGUGUAGACAUUAUACCUUGGUUAUGGUUGAAAUUACGUACACAACGUAAACCAGCAUAUGUGUAGAGGAUGAUUUAUUUGGUUUGGUUAGAACAUUUCCUUCUUUUGGGAAAGUUGGAGAUAGUUUUGUUAUAUUUAAUUUGGAUUUUAAAUUUUUU
Messenger RNA from Prunus dulcis (almond), 892 nucleotides. RefSeq names its product signal recognition particle 19 kDa protein. Bases 211 to 621 code for a protein of 136 amino acids. Gene Ontology annotation, molecular function: 7S RNA binding. NCBI's taxonomy places the organism in Eukaryota, Viridiplantae, Streptophyta, Magnoliopsida, Rosales, Rosaceae. Gene Ontology annotation, biological process: SRP-dependent cotranslational protein targeting to membrane, signal sequence recognition; SRP-dependent cotranslational protein targeting to membrane. The record is from RefSeq and is a predicted model, not a curated record. Gene Ontology annotation, cellular component: signal recognition particle, endoplasmic reticulum targeting. The transcript is spliced from 4 exons.